Aspergillus niger is the source of this 813-nucleotide messenger RNA. RefSeq lists its product as uncharacterized. Bases 1 to 813 code for a protein of 270 amino acids. Gene Ontology annotation, cellular component: cytoplasm. Gene Ontology annotation, molecular function: aldehyde-lyase activity. The record is from RefSeq and is a predicted model, not a curated record. The transcript has a single exon. NCBI's taxonomy places the organism in Eukaryota, Fungi, Ascomycota, Eurotiomycetes, Eurotiales, Aspergillaceae.
AUGACUUACACGAAGACCUACCCCACUCCUCUCACAACCGAGAUCUCCAACCCUCGGCUCCGGCUUCUCAAUAAGAUCAAAGCCGGAGAAUAUCCGUUAAUGACUUUCAUGGCCCUUCCUUCCGUGCGCAUGGCCCAAAUCGUCGCCCUAACUGGGGUGGACGGCAUCAUUAUCGAUUGCGAGCAUGGUCAUAUCUCCGACGAUGCCAUGCACAACUCUGUCGCAGCCAUUUCCUCCCUGGGUGUAUCCCCAAUCAUCCGUAUUCGCGGUCCCACUCAUGAUAUUGUCAAACGUGCGCUUGAUACGGGUGCGCAUGGCAUCAUGGUCCCUCAAAUCAAUACUGCCGAAGAGGCAUUCCAAGUGGUCGCUUCUGCCAAAUUCCCACCACAGGGACUGCGAGGGCAAGGGUCCGCUUUUCCUGCCAUUGGCCACGGCCUGACUACCCCCGAGUAUAUGAAGUCGGCCAACGAGACCAUCAUUACUAUGAUUCAAAUUGAGACCCGUGCUGGUGUGGAGAAUGUCGACGCAAUCUGUGCCGUACCAGGGGUGGAUCUUGUCUUCAUCGGGCCCAAUGACUUGGCGCAGUCUCUCCUCGGAUACGUCCCUGCACGGGGAGAUGAGCCGGAGUUUGUUGCUGCGGUUGAAAAGAUUGUUGCGUCGGCAAGGAAGCAUGGCAAGUGGGCAGGGAGAAUGGUCAACAAUGGGAGCUUGGCAAAGGAGGCCAGGAAGACAUACGACACGGUCGCUAUCACAGGCGACACCAAAGCUAUUCAGAACUGGUAUAUGGCAGAGUUUGAGGUAGCACGAUCAUAG